This is a messenger RNA of Pelmatolapia mariae (spotted tilapia), 2541 nucleotides long. RefSeq names its product proteinase-activated receptor 3-like. Gene Ontology annotation, biological process: phospholipase C-activating G protein-coupled receptor signaling pathway; blood coagulation; positive regulation of Rho protein signal transduction. Bases 219 to 1352 code for a protein of 377 amino acids. Gene Ontology annotation, cellular component: plasma membrane. The record is from RefSeq and is a predicted model, not a curated record. NCBI's taxonomy places the organism in Eukaryota, Metazoa, Chordata, Actinopteri, Cichliformes, Cichlidae. Gene Ontology annotation, molecular function: thrombin-activated receptor activity. The transcript has 3 exons.
UUUCUAUUUAAGACAGUGAAAAUGAUACACAAUACACACGGAAAAAACUGCGUAGAAAGUUCUUCAAGUACUGAGAUAUCAGGGUCGGCUUUCAAGUUCCUCCCACAGAGCUAACCAAGAGAAGCAGACUGGGGUGACACCGAAAAGCAGUGAUUACAAACAAAGAAGAGACUUGCUAGUGACUCUUAAGCUAGGAGCCGAUCAACAAGAAGAAAAAUAUGGGGAAACUACUCCUGGUUUUCUUCGUUUUUGUCCUCUGUAUAAGCAGUACACAGCAGAAAAAAGGACAAAAGAGACGGAGGGAGCAGAAAAACAGCUCUGAGGUUGUUUUUCCCAUGCCCAGAACAUUUAAAGGGGCCCCCGUCAUUAACAUUCAGCCCUUCCUAAAUGGGACUCAGGCUUCCUUUCUAACUUAUUCCCCUCCAGCUCUACACUUGCUCAACAACAGCACAGUGCGGUACCUCAGUGGUUCUCUGAGCACCCGAGUCAUUCCCAUUAUUUACAUGUUGGUGGUUAUAGUCGGGAUUCCAGCCAACGUCAGUAUCUUGUGUUUGCUAGUGACUAAAAUCAGAAAGGUGUCUUCUGCCAUCCUCUACUGCAGCCUGGCUGCCUCCGACCUCUUCCUCCUCCUCUCCCUCUUCUUUAAGGCUCACUACCAUUUCCAUGGAAACCACUGGGUUCUCGGAGAGACUGCUUGUCGAGUUGUUACGGCAUGUUUCUACGGCAAUCUCUACUGCUCGGCCAUGACGCUGGCUUGCAUCAGCAUCAAGCGCUACCUGGCUGUGGUGUACCCGUUCCUGUACAAAAGCAUGCCCAAGAGGCUGUGCGCUGCCUGGGUGAGCCUGGCUCUGUGGGGGGUGUUUGGUGUCGCCAUUAUCCCAGAGCUCAUCGUCCAGCAGAGCCACUGGCUCCCUCAGUUCAACCGCACAACCUGCCAUGAUGUGUUGCCCCUGGAUCACAGCUCUCAUAUGUUUCUGCUCUACUAUCACCUUAUUCUUAUCAUCUUAUUUCUUAUGGUUCCACUAGUGGUUACAAUUGCGUGUUUUGCCCGAAUCAUCAACGAGUUAACAAGAUCACACUUUGACUGGGGAAUGUACAUCAAGGCCAGCUCACUGGUGUUUAGUAUCUUCCUGGUGUGCUUUGCCCCCCCUGGAGUCCUACACUUUGUCCAUUACGUCCAACUGUUUGUGGAUGGAACCGAAACCCUGUAUAUGUACUUUAAUGUUGCAGUGUGUUUGUGCUGUGUUCAUGCCUGUCUGGAUCCUUUCCUUUUUCUUCUCAUGUCCAAAUCUGCAAGCUCCAGGCUUUACUUCAUGACUUUCAAAGGCAAGACGCUGAGCAUAUCUUUCUAAUAGAAACCUGUUUAACAGUGUUAAAAAGUAAGUGAUCAUAUUUCUUAUUUUUGUGGCUGAUGAUGAGGGAAAUGUUCUCCUUGGCUGGAAUCCAAAGAGAGAUCAAAAGCACCUGAUUUUUCAUUUAAAACUAUAAAUGGAUUUCAUCAUUGUUGUAUUAACCUUAUUCAUUGAGUUAUAAUUGUUGUUUUAUUAUAAAAGUUCUGUUUUUGUGACACCCACACACAAAAUGUAACUGCUAUAUUUAAAAACUGGAAAACAAUAAGAAACUUGAAAGUGUAAAAGAAAAAAGAAAACAAAUGUAUACGUACAUAAUACAUUUUCCUGUUUAAUGACAGUAGUGGCAGCAAGAUUUACAGCAUGUAGGGUCAUUUUAUGCUUACUGUACUUCACAAGUUUCUUGAAAAAAAGCAGUGCAAUGAUACAUAAAGUAUGAGUUUUAGUGUCUGCCAUUUGGUUGCUAUUAUAAUAGUAUUUUAGUAAAGCUACUGUAAUCUGCAUAAACAGUUCAUUAGAGUAAAAUGCAUCUACAUAUGUUCAUGUUCCCUGAAUUUCAUUUUUCUCUCUACAGUGUUUACAGUAAUUUCCCUACUAUUUGCUGUUGUGUAACUACCCUGAAGAUUUGAACUGGAAAUCAAUGUCAUGAUGGGCUUUAGCUAAAACAUAGCUGUAUCACAUAUCCACAACAAUCAAACAGAAAAUAAACAAAAUAAUGAUCAAAAUUUUAAAUAAUCUUUGUACUCGAAAACAAAUCGCUGUGUGUUUUUAUGUCAAUUUGUAUAUGUAUAUAGAAUAUGGAUGUAUAUAGAAGAUGAAAGGAUGUAUAUUAUUUUUUAAAUUAAAUAAAUAUAAUUAAUAAAUGUGUCAAGUAAGAAUACUAUACAUCUAUAUUUAAAAAAAAAGAUUUCAUAACCUUUUUGAACUUUUACAGUAGUAUAUAACUAUAUUCUAUACAUUUCUGUAUCUCCGGCUUUCCUGUGAACUUUUCAAAGAGAUCGUCAGUUAUUAAACUACUCUACUUCUCUCUGCUCUCUACCACUGACUUGGUAUUUCCUGACCAGCCUUUGACAGGAUGUACAGUAAAGUGACACUGAGGAGUAGAAAAGUCUACUGUGCGUCACGCCACACUGGGGUAGUAAAAAAAGAAAGCACUAUGUUAAAAUUGUGUCUAUGACUCACUUCUGGCUGC